CUACCACUGAGCUAAAUCCCCAACCCCAUGGAGUUCCCUUUGUAGACCAGGCAGGCUGGCUUCAAACUCAAGCGAUCCACCUGCCUCUGCCUCCUGAGUACUGGGAUUGAAGGCGUGGGCCAUUGCCAUCCAGCUGAUAAAAAGUAUUUUGAUCAUAUUCAUCCCCAACUCUUUUCAGACCACCUCAUCCCUAAUUCUUGUACUCCCACUUUUGAACUAUCCCACUAAGCCUAGAUUGUACUGGCUGUGUGCUCCUGGGUGUGAAGGCCUUAUGCUAGAACUCCAUCUGUGUCUUGAAAUUGUAGCCUCAGAAAGUACUUUAGAUGCAUUUUGUUUGUUUUGUUUUAUUUUGUUUGAGCACAGAGUUUCUCUGUGUAGCCCUGGCUGUCUUGGAAUUGCCUUGGACUCACAGAGAUCCAGCUGCCUCCGCUUCCCCAGUGAUAGGAUUAAAGGCACGCUAUACCACUGCCCAGGCACAUUUUAAAAUUCUUGCUGUUGGUGUGUGCAGGUCCCUGUGGACUGCAGCAUUGAUAUAGAGGUCUGAAGACAACUUGCUGCCGUUAAUUUUCUAAUCUGUGGGUUCUGAGGAUCAGUCAGGCUGUCAGACUUGGCAGCAUGUGCCCUUACCACUGAGCCACAUUACUGGGCCAGAGAUUAUUUAGAUUACAUAAUCUAGGCUCUAACAAUUAUUCAGAUGCUCUCUUAGAUAAAUAGAAUAAAUUGGGAAGAUAGGAUGGAGAAAGAAAAUAGUCCUUUUUCCUUAAUCUACAUUAUUUAAACUCUUCAGCCAAUUAGUAACUUAAGUUAGGGCCUUGUUUACUGUAGGGUAGUGUACCAACAAAGAAAGACUUUUUUAGUCAUUUGUUAACAUUGGCUUUCAAUGGAGUGCAUUUUCUACUAAAUUACGAAUGCCAGGGCCUGUCAAGAUGGCUCAGCAGUUAAGAGUACAAACUGCUUUUGUAGAAGAACUGAGUGUGGUUCCCAACACCCAUACUGGUUGGUCCCCAACUACCAGUAAUUCUGGUUACACAGGGGGGUUGGGUGGUCCCCAACUACCAGUAAUUCUAGUUACACAGGGGGUCUGAUACCACUGACCUCCAUGGGCACCUGUACCAGUGUGUGCAUAUCCCUAUACAAGUAUAUGCACACACACACAUGAUAAAAAGUAAAGAGAACAAUUAAAAAAACUCUAAAAAUUCUAUUAUAUUCAUUUGUUUGUUUUGUUUUGAGACAGUUUCUCUGUGUCACUCUAGCUGUCCUGGGACUUGCUCUGUAUUCUAGGCUGUCCUUGAACUCAGAUCCACCUGUUUCUGCCUCCCAAGUGCUGGGAAUGAAGGUGUAUAACACCACUCUGGCUCUAUGCAUAAAAUUUUAUUGUUAAAAAUGUAAUAUUUUAUUGUUAAACGUGUUUUGACAUCUUUAAUUCAUUUCUUUUUUUUUUUUUAAGAAACUAUCUAUCCAUUCAUCUGUGUGUGUGUGUUUAUGUGGGCACGCGUACACAAACACACUCUCUCUCUCUCUCUCUCUCUCUCUUUCUCUCUCUCUCUUUCUCUCUCUCUCUCUUUUACCAUACCAUGCAUGCAGAGAUCAGAGGACAAUUUGUAGCAGGGUUGAGCACAGGUCAUUUCUCUUGGCAGUAGGCAAUCUUAACCUACUAUGCCAUCUUGCUGUACCACAUUUUUAGUACUCAUUGAGUAUCAAUUCGUAUCCACAUCAUCGUGCAUAUGGAGGUUAGAGGAUAACUUGUCAGAUACGGGUUUGAGGGGAGUGUUUCUCAGAUGAGCCAUCUUAUGUCCAUUUCUCCCCCAACUCCUCUUUUUGAGACAGAGUCUCAUUAGCUGACCUGGAAUUCACUAUGUAGAGUGUGCCUUGAACUCAGAAAGAUCUGCCUGCCUUUGCUUCCUAAGUGCUGGACUUCUUACUAGCUUUUCUAGGGAUUUGACUGUGGACAGGAUAGAAAAAUGAAGUCAAAGGGUAAGGGUAACUGUUACUAGGUUGGGUUCUUGUUCCUAAACAUAGCACAUCAUUGACUGCAGGAGAAGGGAAGAAACACUAGGAAAUGAAAAAUGACAAAGUUUAAUGGUUGAUCUAAGAAUGUGUGCUGUGUAAUAAAAGUAAUACAGUGGAGAGUAAGACAAGUACAUAACCAUCACAAAAAAGAGAGGGUAUAUCAAAAUAAUAGCAAAGCAUAUAACUGUGUCUGAGAAUGUUUACCUCUUUAAUCGUGUGGUUUCCAUUCCAGGAUUAAGAGCAUUCUGCUGGCUUAUUUUUCAUAGUUGCUUAUGCUAUUCAGGUUUAGGUUAUAGUGGUUUGAAUAGGUUUGGUUCCCCCAUAGAUUCAUGUUUGGAAUGCUUGGCCAUAGAGUGGCAGUAUUAGGAGGAAGUGAGUCACUAAGUAGGUGGGCUUUGAGGUACCACAUCUGCCUGCAUGCUACUAUGCUUCCUACCAUGAUGAUAAUGGUUUAAACCUCUGAAACUAUAAGCCAGCCCCAUUUAAAUGUUUGUCUUUAUAAGAGUUGCCUUGGUCAUGUCUUUACUGCAAUGGAAACCCAAACUGAGACAGAAAGUUGGUACCAGGAGGUGGGGUAUUGUUGCAAUAGGCCCGACUAUGCUUUUGUUUGGAGGAAUGUGGGUUUGGGGACUGUGGAAAGAGUGGGAUGCUUUAGUUGGGACUUAAUGCUUAAUGGGCCAUCCUAGUAGAAGCACGGAAGACAGUGGCACUGAGGGUCUAGCUCAAGAGGUUUUAGAGAAGAAUUCUACUGUGUGCCCUAGAAACUGUUCUUAGGAUAGUUUAUUGAAGAAUGUAGCUGCUAUUUGCCCUUUGCCCUUGUCUGAAGAGUCUGCUUGAGGCUAAAGUGAAGAGAUUUAGAUUAAUUGCAUUGACAAAGGAAAUCUCAAAACAUCCACCAUAGACUGUAUCCUGUGAUUUACUCUUACGAGAGCCUUUUGAUCACAUACAGCAAACUAAGGGAAAAUACAAACUGUAUGGUUCAAAGUCUAAGGGGGCACCAGAAAGUGGAAUGGAGUUAAAUCCUGAGUUCAAGGAUAUUAAAUGAAAUUAAGGGAGUGGUGGCCUUGGCAAGAUCCCACCCAGCUAGCUUAUUGUUUUAAGUGGUUUGCAUUUGAAUAGGGGAUAGUUACAUCAUGCUAGGCCUUAUUAUGACCUGGUUAUUUUCAUUUGAACAUAAGGAGAUAAGAUUUUGUGUCAAACUGACAAGGAACAGUUUAUGAUGACAUUCUCCACUGUCAACUUUACUAUAUCUGGAAUGAACUACAGUCCAGAAAUGGAGGGAACAGCUGUGAUCCAGAUCUUGAGGCUGGAUGACAUAGUUUGUUUUUAUCCGGAUCUUGAGGCGUAGUGGCCAUGUUUAUAAAGAGGAGGCUGGAGAAAUGGCUCAGUGGUUAAGAGCACUGACCACUCUUCCAAAAGUCCUGAGUUCAAUUCCCAGCAACCACAUGGUGGCUUACAACCAUCUGUAAUGGGAUCAGAUGCCCUCUUCUGGUUUGUCUGAAAACAGUUACAGUGUAUUCGCAUAAAAUAAAUAGAAUCUCGAUCUUGAGAAAAGGAGGCAGAGGUGUGCAGGUCUCUGAGUUCAAGGUCAAUCUACAGAGCAAGCUCCAAGACAGCCAAGCUUAGGCAGUGAGAAAGUUGGAAAACAGCUGCUGAUAAUGUAGUAGAAGAAUCCAUGUGGCUCUGCUUUAGAGUCUAGAAUAGAAGGGACUACUGGGACAAUUGAUGCUGGUCAGCUAGAACUAGGAAGUCAAGGUAAUAAAGAAGAGACCAGCAUCACUGAGGUGGAAUCUAGGAAGUGUUUUCUGAGAGCACAAAGAAGCUGUGUUCCAGUAAUAGCCAAGGUUGUACCUAGUGUUUCAGCUGGACUUGGUAAUGUGUAAGAGUCACUCAGGUGAACUGGUUUUGAAGUUAUGAAGGGGUCAUGGAGAUCAGCUGAGGCUCGGCUCUGUGAGAUGCCAGGAAAGGCCAUUGGUGAAGGUACAGUCUCAGUGACAUUUGAAGACCCAGGAUUGAAGAGACCAUGCUUAGAAGUUGAGACUUGGUACCAUGAAGAAAGCCUAUUGAUGAGGUCUAGUUGCACAGAAGUCACCAGUGAAUUGGAGAUAUCAGUACCAUGGGAUGAUCACAAGAACACAGCAGCAGUGGUGUGGAGUAAGCCAUAACUUAGCAUGCUACAAAGGGCAGAGCAGAAGUAACCCAAGCCCUUUGGAGGAGCUCAGAAGAUCAUCUGUGAAGCCCAGACAUUGGAACAAGAAUCUGUGAAGUUGAAGUUGCCAUGGAGACCUCAAGAUGUUCGAGAUGCCAAAGCAGUGGGAUAUUUGCUGAGCAAAGCUGCUAAUAGUGGACCAGCCCAGGAGAAAGAAUCGCGUUGUAGUCAACAAAGCUGAAAGGCGUUGGACGUGGAGAUGCAGAGUUUAGUUUGCCCUGCAGGUUUUUGGUCUUGCUGUGGUCCAGUGUUUUUCUAACUAGGGCACUUUUGAAAUGAGACUCUACAGGAGCAGGUAAUUCACUGGUCCACAAGCGGUCUCCUUCACGUCGAAACCAAAAGACCUCAGCAUCCUUGAACAAGCUGUCUUUACAGGAUGGACAUAAAGCCAAAAAACCAGCAUGUAAAUUUGAAGAGGGUCAAGAUGUCUUAGCUAGAUGGUCAGAUGGCUUGUUUUAUCUUGGAACUAUCAAAAAGAUAAACAUUUUGAAACAGAGCUGCUUCAUCACAUUUGAGGACAGUUCUAAGUCCUGGGUUCUCUGGAAGGACAUCCAAACAGGAGCCACUGGGAGUGGGGAAAUGGUCUGUACAAUAUGUCAAGAAGAGUAUUCAGAAGCACCUAAUGAAAUGGUUAUCUGUGAUAAGUGCGGUCAAGGAUAUCAUCAGCUGUGUCAUACGCCUCAUAUUGACUCGAGUGUGAUCGAUUCAGAUGAAAAGUGGCUUUGUCGACAGUGCGUUUUUGCAACAACAACAAAGAGGGGUGGUGCACUUAAGAAAGGACCAAAUGCCAAAGCACUGCAAGUCAUGAAGCAGACAUUACCCUAUAGCGUGGCUGACCUUGAAUGGGAUGCAGGUCAUAAAACCAACGUUCAGCAGUGCUACUGCUACUGUGGAGGCCCUGGAGACUGGUAUUUAAAGAUGCUGCAGUGCUGCAAAUGUAAGCAGUGGUUUCAUGAGGCUUGUGUCCAAUGCCUUCAAAAGCCAAUGCUGUUUGGAGAUAGGUUUUAUACAUUUAUUUGCUCUGUCUGCAGUUCUGGACCAGAAUACCUCAAACGUCUACCAUUACAGUGGGUAGAUAUAGCACACCUAUGCCUUUACAACCUAAGUGUUAUUCACAAGAAGAAGUACUUUGACUCUGAACUUGAGCUUAUGACAUACAUUAAUGACAACUGGGACAGAUUGCACCCUGGAGAGCUGGCAGACACGCCCAAAUCUGAAAGAUAUGAGCAUGUUCUGGAGGCAUUAAAUGAUUACAAGACCAUGUUUAUGUCUGGGAAAGAAAUAAAGAAGAAGAAGCAUUUGUUUGGGUUGCGAAUUCGUGUUCCUCCUGUGCCACCAAAUGUGGCUUUCAAAGCAGAGAAAGAACCUGAAGGAACAUCCCAUGAAUUUAAAAUUAAAGGCAGAAAGGCAUCCAAACCUACAUCUGACUCCAGGGAAGUAAGCAAUGGGAUAGAAAAAAAAGGAAAGAAAAAAUCUGUAGGUCGUCCUCCUGGCCCAUAUACAAGAAAAAUGAUUCAGAAAACUGCUGAGCCGCCUUUGGGUAAGGAAUCAGUUUCAGAGAAUCCUGCGUUGGAUUUACCUUGUUCUAUAGGGAGAACUGAGGGAGUUGCACAUUCAUCCAAUACCUCAGAUGUGGACCUCACGGGUGCUUCCAGUGCAAAAGAAACUACCUCGUCUAGCAUUCCCAGGCAUUAUGGGUUAUCUGACUCUAGAAAAAGAACUCGCACGGGAAGAUCGUGGCCUGCUUCAAUACCACAUUUGCGGAGAAGAAGAGGUCGCCUUCCACGAAGAGCACUCCAUACUCAGAACUCAGAAGUUGUAAAAGAUGAUGAAGGCAAAGAAGAUUACCAGUUUGAAGAACUUAACACAGAAAUCCUGAAUAACUUAGCAGAUCAGGAGUUACAGCUCAAUCACCUGAAAAACUCCAUCACUAGUUAUUUUGGUGCCGCAGGUAGAAUAGCAUGUGGAGAGAAAUACCGGGUUCUGGCUCGCCGCGUGACGCUGGAUGGAAAGGUGCAGUAUCUCGUGGAGUGGGAAGGAGCGACUGCAUCCUGACUGUAGGACUAAGCCUUGUGUUCACUGCCUCGUGCUCUGUUGGUACAGUUCAAAAAAGGUGUGGGCUUCAUUAUCUUUCUUAGAAAAACAAACAGAAAACACAAAAAUACUCACAAGAGGAGAGGAUACUGGCCUUAACAUGUACUUGUCAAUGUUACGGAUAUUGUCAUAAAAAGAUAUCUUUUAAAAAUCAGAGGAGAGACUUAAUUUUUUUAAAUCUUAAGAUUUGUAGACUGUUUCUAGGAUAGGAUAUUAAACAUGAUUCAAACCCAUGCAUGGUGUUAGAUACUUUUUAUAAUUAUUCCAUUGAGUCAAUUUUUGUGAUUAGUGGUUAUCAGAGCAAACAGAUCAUGUAGAUAGCACAAGUAUUUGGAGAAACAUUGUGUGUUUUGUUACCAAAAUGUUGGAAAGAUUUAUUUCAAUACCCUUUUAGAUUUCAUAAAGUACAGUGUAUAUAAUGUCUACUGAAAGACUGUAAAAUAUUGAAAUUUCUUUCAAGCAAAAUGUAAAAAAUAUAUUGAGCCUGUAAAUUGCUCUGUGACUAGACUUCAUUGUCGUCUUAAUAUAUUCUUUGCAUGUACAUGUAUAUACACGUAUGUGUAUAUAUAUGUGUGUGAUUAUGUGACCUAUGCAAUACAAAUUAUGGGAAUGGGCAGCUUUGGAGUAUAUAUCCCAUAAUUCUUAUUUCAGGAAUAGUUGCAGUAUUUACACAGCAGCCUUCUUCUCAGGCGUUUCUUGGGUGCUGUUGCUUGCUAUGUAUGAAGAGAAAUGUGUCAGACAAGUUUAGUGUGUACUCAAGAGGGUGUGGACAGCAGUGUCCAUGGGCUUUAGAGCGCUUUUCAGUCCUUGUAACUGAGCUGUUGAAUCCCUAAAACAAAUCGAAGUGAAACCUACAUGAUCUCCUAUUAGAAGUGACGUUUUCGAGUUACUGUGGCACAUUAUGAUUGUAAACGUCUCAGUUUUAACAGUAAGUCUGUGGGAGCCCGGGAGACUCCUGAAAUGUCUGUAGUGAUUGUUAGUCAUGUUUGAGUAAGCGUAGUAUGAACAAAGUGUUUUAUUGCACAGGGUUAACAAACAGUAUGUUGCUAGCUGAGGCUAACUGCUGUUUUAUUACAACAUUACCUCUUGUUUUUAUAAAAUGUACCAAGAUUUUAAAUCGAUAUCUUUAUUUUACAUGUUAAAAAAGUUUCUUUUAUCACCAGUGUUAGAGUUGUCUUCUGUUUUUUUUAUUUUUGUUUUGUUUUUUUUUUCUUGUUUUCUUUCUUAGCCAAAGAGUAAACAGAAGAAUAUUAUUUUGGUAGCUCUUCAUUUUACUUUUAUAAUGAUUGGUGGAUUUUAGACUAAAAAUUGGGGAAGUUUCUGCCAAAAUGAAAAAAAUUUGUGAAGUGUAUUGAUGACAGAAUGCUAAAACUGUGGUUAGUGAUUAUUUAUUCCAUUAAUUAAUUAUUUGACUGUUUUUAAAGAAACAUGCUUUAUUUCUUCAAGCAUCUUCAAAAGAUGGCUUUUCUUGUCACAUUGUCGCCAAAAGAAGCAGAGAACUUCCUGUCCUGCUUUUGGUUCCUGGUUGACCAGGUAUAAUGAGCUUUACAAAGUGCAAAUUACAAACUCACUUCUGUUCACCUCCACCAAAACUUGAUUUCCCCUAGCUAUUAAUUUAAAGUUGCCUUUCCUGCAGCUGCAAUAUUUUGAAUAACACAGAGAUUGUGUUAAGUUUUGAAUGUUUGUUUAUAUCUAGGGGUAAUGGAAAAUGUAAUUCCCGUGUAACCUUAUUCACUCCAGCUGUACCAUAUCAUCUUUCCCAAAGCCCUUUAAUUUUAACUGAACACCAGCAGUAUUUUUAGUAAUUCUCUAAGAUACUUGGAAGACAAUUUAUCAAGCUGAACUGUCUCUAGACGUAAUCAUUGUGAAUGUCUGUUUUCUUUAUCAUGCUGGUUCACAUGGCUCUGAUGUUCAGGUUGUAUUUUUGAAAUUGCUUUACUUAGAAUUAAAACAGACCAACAUUAAAUGUGUGUAUUUUUAAAAGA
This is a messenger RNA of Rattus norvegicus (Norway rat), 8298 nucleotides long. It is a transcript of the gene Mtf2, whose product is annotated as metal response element binding transcription factor 2. Gene Ontology annotation, cellular component: nucleus. Gene Ontology annotation, biological process: stem cell differentiation; chromatin organization; stem cell population maintenance. The record is from RefSeq and is a predicted model, not a curated record. NCBI's taxonomy places the organism in Eukaryota, Metazoa, Chordata, Mammalia, Rodentia, Muridae.